AUGUCGACCGUAGGAGGCGAUGCAGCUAUUGCUGUAGACGCUGAUCAGGAUGCACGUGUCAUGCAGCGAAGAGAGUCGUUAGGGUCGGCCGAAAUAGCAUCGGAAACGUCUCCGUUGUUACCAGCAACAACAACACCCGAGUUGACUGAUGAAGAAUCCGAAUUGCACAACAGUCUGAAUAAGCCAUGGUUAGGAUCGCGGGAAUUCGAUGCAAAACCACUCUGGAGACGACCCAACGUGUGGUAUCUCAUUCCGCCUACGGCUCUCUUCACGCUUGCCUUUGGAGGUGCAGCCGUGCCCAAAAUAAACCUGAUCCUCUCUGUUGUGUGUCGAGAUUAUUUUGCAGAUCAAAAGGCCAAGGACCCUACUUUCACAUAUCUACCCGUCGUGUUCGGAAGUGACAACGAUCAAUGCCGUAUACCAGAGGUCCAGUCAAAUGCGGCUCAAAUAUUACUCUACGUCAACUUGAUAUCUGGGUUUUUGUCAGCACUAGUUAGCCCACGGUUAGGUGACCUAUCUGACAGAUAUGGCCGUAUGCCAUUGAUGUCUCUCUGUGUUGCGGGUACUCUACUUUCUGAAGUCUUUACAACAUUUAUCGCAGCAUACCCGAACAGCGCUUCAAUCAAUUGGCUUCUCGUCGCCGCUUUCGUGGAUGGUUUAUGCGGAUCAUUCACCCUGGCUCUAUCAUUGGUACAUUCUUACGGAGCCGACUGCACAGCUCCAGAGAGAAGAAAUGUCGUCUUUGGAUACGUCCAUGCGACAUUAUUUACCGGCAUUGCGUUAGGCCCAUUUCUUUUUGGACUGCUAAUUGAGUAUACGGGGAAGCUUUUGGAUGUCUUUGUGGCUGUUUUGGUCUGCCACAGCAUCUAUCUUCUUUCGCUGAUAUUCCUUGUCCCAGAGUCUUUGUCAAAGGAACGUCAAAAUGUUGCGCGAACGAAGCAUUUAGCAAAGCCACGGGAUGGGGACACCACUUACACGCGAUAUAUGCUACGAGAACUUCACCCAUCCAAUAUCUUCAAACCUUUGGCCAUCCUGUGGCCAAAGCCCAAAUCCUCGGAAACUUCGCCAGAGCAGCUGGCUCUUUUCAGAAACUUGCGAAAGAAUUUGGUCCUAAUCGCUGCCAUCGAUACACUGAUGUUUGGCGUGGGAAUGGGUACGGUGCAGAUUAUCAUCCUAUAUGCAGAAUAUGUCUUUGGCUGGGGCAACUACGAGUCCAGCAUAUUUGUCUCCGUCACAAACGCCGGACGGGUAAUAACAUUGCUUGUUAUAUUACCCACUAUAACGAGGCUCGUCCGUGGACCACAACGAAGCAAUCAGGCCAACUCCGGAAGCGAUUGGCUGGAUAUCUCUCUUAUUCGUCUAGCCAUUCUCAUCGACCUACUCGGCUACAUUGGUUAUGCGUCUUCAAAGACUGGGGCGCUUUUCACUUUGUCCGCUCUCGUCGCAUCGAUUGGAGGAAUCGGCCCACCGAGUCUACAAUCAUCGCUAACGAAACAUGUACCUCCUAGUCAGACAGGGCGUAUUCUGGGAGCCACGGGACUUUUGCAUGCCCUUGCUCGUGUUGUCUCGCCUAUUGUAUUCAACGGCAUCUAUAGUGUUACUGUUGGUAAAUUUACGCCGGCAGUGUUUGUCUGCCUAGCAUCAGUAUUUGGUCUAGCAGCUUUCUUGACCUGGUUUAUUGUACCCAGUGUACAUCUACCGGAGUCUCCUCCAUCAAGUCCUCCAGAAGACGAAGGCAACAAUACAUUGGAUGCGUGAGCAUAAUAUAUGUCACAUUCUUUCAUCUCUUAUUUUAGAAUUCGUGUCGUUGCUAAUAGUGGACUAAGUCUUUUUUGUUCCGGUCAUCCUAGACUAUGUUUGGCGCAUCAUUUAAAUAUUUAUAUUCUCAUGUACUGGCGUUUUAGGUGAUGAAACUUUAGUCAAAUUCCUGGAAUCUAGAAGAGCUUCUAUCCUAC
Talaromyces stipitatus ATCC 10500 is the source of this 1955-nucleotide messenger RNA. RefSeq names its product tetracycline-efflux transporter, putative. Gene Ontology annotation, biological process: transmembrane transport. The transcript is spliced from 3 exons. Lineage: Eukaryota; Fungi; Ascomycota; Eurotiomycetes; Eurotiales; Trichocomaceae. Gene Ontology annotation, cellular component: membrane. The coding region runs from base 1 to 1758 and encodes 585 amino acids. Gene Ontology annotation, molecular function: transmembrane transporter activity. The record is from RefSeq and is a predicted model, not a curated record.